AUGGAUAAGAAACUUGGAUCCACGGGGAAAGUAACUUCGAAGAUAAAUGUAAAGAAUGAUAAAUUAGCGGAAAUGGCAGCCAAAAUUGAUGAAACUGAUGAAAUGAAACUUAAAAUGUUGGCUGGACUGGAUAAACCGGAUCCUGAUGAUGUGUUAUAUCCACCUGAGCUUAAUGCACAUUUAAUUGAACAGCUGAAGGUAAUGACUGGAGAAAAUAAUGAAUUGCGUAAAUGCGUAUUUACUAAGGAUGAAGAAAUAAAACAACUUAACAAAACUAUUUCUGAUCUUAAUCAACGAAUACGCGAUAUAAUAUCUGGCUCGGGGCCGGCGAUUUCUUCAAAGUCAGCUGGUAUUAUAAGUGCAAAAAUAACAGAACUAUGCAAACAAAAUCGACAUCUGGUAGCCGAAGUCGAAAGCUAUAAAACUAAGAAUGCCACGUUAGAGAGGAAACUCGUCCAAUUAGACAUUAUUAAUAAAGAAAAUGCUAAAUUAGACACCUGUCUCUGUAAAGACGAACCUAUUGAUGCCAGUCCUGAUGAACUAAAAGAGCUAAAUAAUAAACUUGCUGUUGUUAAUAAAAAAUUGUAUGAUAGCAAAAAUAGAAAUCUUGAACUGAAAAAUGAUAUAUUGAUAGCAACUAAAAUAUUGCAACAAGAACUCGGAGACAAAUUUACGAGUAUAAAGGAUCUGCAAAAUGAACUAGCUGGGUGGAAGGGUAGAGCGCAACAAAUCGUUUUGUUGCAAUCAAGAAUUAAUGUACUGGAAGAGAAAUUAAAUGGAAAACAAAAAGAUCUUAUUGAGAUUAAAAAACAUGAUCAAGCACAGAUAAUACGAGAAAUAGAGAUGAAAAGGAAGAAAGAAAUAGACAAAGCUAUGGCAAGUCUUCAAUCAUUAAGAGAGGAAAAUUCCGAAUUAAAGAAAAAAUUGGAUGGGGCUAAAUGCAGAAUCAGAAAUUUAGAAUGUGAUGCUACACUUAUAAGACAAAAAAUGCAGACCCUUGUUGAAAAAAGCAACCACGAUGAUCUUCUUAUAAAUGAACAACGAAAUCAAAUAAAGAAUCUUGAAUUGUAUUAUCAAGAAAUUUUAAAAGAAAACACAGUGAAAAUGAAUAAAAUGCAUGGCGAAAUUGGUGAAUAUCAGAAACUAAUAAAAAACACCGACGCUAAAAUAGAUGCAUUAAGAGAGCAAGCUUCAGAAAAGGCCACAAAAAUAGAGGAACUCAGAGCUCAAUUACUUAGAUACGAGGAGUGUUCCCUACAAAGUGUAUUCUUCACUCCCAUGAAAACAGCUACAGACAACGAGAUAAAACAGCUGUCUGAUUUAGUUGUGAAAUUAAAUGAGAGGUUAGAUACAGAAAGGCACAAAUGGGAUGAGCUCGAUACAUUACAUAGAAAAACUAAAGAGAAGAAAAGAAAACUCGAAAAGAAACUGUCAAAUCUUGAAGAAGAAAUUAAGAAUUUAAGGGAAUCUAGGAGAGGUUCUCGGACAUCAAGGACUGCGCUAAUAAAGGAUCAAUUGAUUGAUUCGUUUGCUCAUGCUGUACCAUCUUUAAGUAAAAAACAAUCGUCUAUAGCCGCUAUCGCUGUAAAACCAAGUGAGACAACAUCCUCAGAAACACCUCAGAGUGAGGCUUACGAUAUUCUAGAUAAAGAUGAGCUCAAAUAUAAAUUAGAACUCGCUGAGGAAAAAUUAAAAAUAAUGGAAGACAAAUUAAAAAUGAUAGAAGAAGAAAAGCAGGAUGAUUAUAAUCAUUUAACGGAUAUGAUUCAAACCUCUAAGCAAUUAUUUAAUGAAGCUUUAGCAGUUUUGAAAAGAGACAAGUGUCAAUGUAUGUCAUAA
This is a messenger RNA of Zerene cesonia (dogface butterfly), 1839 nucleotides long. RefSeq names its product putative leucine-rich repeat-containing protein DDB_G0290503. The transcript has 4 exons. The coding region runs from base 1 to 1839 and encodes 612 amino acids. NCBI's taxonomy places the organism in Eukaryota, Metazoa, Arthropoda, Insecta, Lepidoptera, Pieridae. Gene Ontology annotation, biological process: cytoplasmic microtubule organization; non-motile cilium assembly. The record is from RefSeq and is a predicted model, not a curated record. Gene Ontology annotation, cellular component: centriolar satellite.